Messenger RNA from Achroia grisella, 1970 nucleotides. It is a transcript of the gene spz4, whose product is annotated as protein spaetzle 4. Gene Ontology annotation, biological process: central nervous system formation; innate immune response; regulation of Toll signaling pathway. Gene Ontology annotation, cellular component: extracellular region. Bases 56 to 1480 code for a protein of 474 amino acids. The transcript has 6 exons. Gene Ontology annotation, molecular function: growth factor activity; Toll binding. The record is from RefSeq and is a predicted model, not a curated record. Lineage: Eukaryota; Metazoa; Arthropoda; Insecta; Lepidoptera; Pyralidae.
UGUCGGCCGGUUGUGUUCACAAUGCCACACGCGAGUCCGGUGAAAGUUUAGUGAGAUGAGACUGUUAAGCGUCUUUAUGUUUGUGGUGACAUGGACAGCAGGCAGCGCCGGGUAUGACUACGCGUCGUCGUGCGCGCGACCCCACCGCGCGGGCCGAGCUCGGGCGCCGGCCGCGCCCUGCGACCUCACCAAACAGAGCUUCUGCACAACUCCCGGCACCAACUACCCGUGGCAUGCCAUCAGGAGAUUUGUUAGAGAGAACCAAGGUCUGAUGCGGAGAAUGUAUGGAGAAGAGCGUCACAUAUCAGUAUUGAAAGCAGAACUGGAAAAUUUCAUAGAAGUCGAUGGGGAAGACGAUAUCAAAAAACCUACAAAUUUUGCUGAAGAUAUAAUCAAAACGAAAAUGAUGUACACAAAGAGAGGCUCCGGACGUGUCAUGAAGGAUAAGCCCCACUUCAGACCGAUCCAAUCAGCUAUUAGAGACCAAAACAAGAAAGGUGAAAACGAUACACUUAAAGUGAAACCACUAAACCUGAAUACAAAACAUAAUAAAACUGAUGGCGGUAAUAAAACAGAAACAACCACUAAUAAAACUGAUAAUAUAGAAAAAGGCAUUUCCUACAAGACUAAACUUGAAAGUAUAGCUAAUAUAGAGAUAAAUAACUUAGACCCCGAUAUCAUCACUUUAGAAGCCGUUAUAAAACAAAGUAUUGAAACAAAUGGUGUCUUUAAUGAUCCACCUGGAGAUUCUAAAAGCGAGCCUAUUGUAUUUGACGAAAAGAAUAAAACAGCGCAAAGUAAGAACACUACUUUAGAAAAUAUUAUAAAUACAACAGAGAAUUUAACUGAAGACUAUGAUGAUUUGACUACAGAAUCCGACAAAGAUGGCUUCAAAUCUAUGAAUGCAGAUAUGUCUACUUUACCGCCUACACUUCUGUUUUCAGAACACGAAAAGAUUAAUACAAAAGUUGAUAAAAUGGAUGUAAAAGUUACUGACAAAAAACCAAUCCAACAUCAAGAAAGUUUGCGACCAGCUUUUAUAAAAUUACGAGGAGCAAACGCAUGUGAAACAAAAGAAGAGAUGCAAGCGCCUUUCUGGGCCAACAACACCAGAGGAGAAGUACUAGCUCUGCUGAAUAUGUACCCUUUCGAGCAGUAUAUACACUUAGAGACCUGCGUCCAGGAGAAGAAGCAAAUGUACUGUCGGGAGGGAUGCUUAUGUGAGCAACAAUACCGCCUGCAUCGACUCCUAGCGUACGACCCUCACAACGAAUGCCGUGGCAUCUUCGCUGACUGGUUCAAGUUCCCGGCGUGUUGUGUGUGCAAAUGUUAUGAUGUACCAGUCGAGUUCCGCGCAAGAUCUCCAAGAAUCCACCACCCUCGGUACGACGAGGAAGUCAAAAGGGUUAUAUACGAGGACGCUGCGAGGGACUGGUACGCAAUGUCGGCAUUUGGGGAUGAAGAAAACGAUUUCUUUUGAAGAAUCGUCUGUCGUCUGACACAAGACAGAAGACAAAGUUAACUUAGCCCACCUGGAUUAAUUUAUAUUCGAAUUAGAAGUUAACAUAAAGUGAAGCUCAAAUCAUGAGCCAUGGUUUGAGUAAUAGUAAAUUUAAUUGUAUUUAUAAUAGAAUCUCGUAAAUGAAAUAACCACAGACAAUUGCGUUGUAAACUUUAAUACAGGGUUGCCAACCCCAAAUUUAAAACCUCAAGAUUUAAAUUUGGAAUACCAGGACACUUCAGUUUAAAAAAACAAUGAAGUAAUAGAAUUGCAAUAAUUAAAUUACUAUGUAGUGGAAGUAUGUGAAAUGAAAUUCAAGUAAUCAAAAUAGGCAUAUUUUUAACAAUAGUAUUUGAAUAAAAUUAUACGUGUUGAUAACGUUUUUAUUAAAAGAAGCGGGUGAAUUGUAAAUUUAGAUAUCCAGGACACUGAUUAAUACCUAUUCAAGAUGUCCCACGACACUUCAAAA